CGCUGCAGCAGGUUUCAGGAAGAGAUCAGCACCUGACUCUGACUGAUUCAUAGCAAAGUGCACAAACCCAAGGACUGCUCUGCUCCACGUCAGACGCAAACAUGAGCAUCAACUCUCCAGGACGGGUCCUCUCUGAGGAACAGUUCACCUGUUCCAUCUGUCUGGAGGUGUUCGUGGAGCCUGUCUCUACACCAUGUGGCCACAGCUUCUGCAAGGCCUGCCUGCAGGGCUACUGGAACCACAGCAAGAAGUUCUCUUGCCCCAUGUGCAAGAAAAACUACACCAAAAAACCCGAGAUGAGCGUCAACCGGGUCUUGGCUGAAAUAUCUUCCCAGUUCCAGGGGCUGAUGGUGGCAGGAGGAGGAGCCGAGGGGAUGACAAUGCGUGGAUCCACGCUGAAUCUGGCCUCAGAUACAAGCCACAGUGGCUCUUCGGGGGUGGAUACUGGGGAGUUCGCCCGGCCUGGGGAGGUGCCCUGUGAUGCUUGUAUUGGAAGGAAGUUAAAGGCACUGAAAUCCUGUGUGAACUGCCCCGGGUCAUACUGUGAGACCCAUCUCAGGCAUCACAAAAAGGUCAAGUCACUAACGUCUCAUCGUCUGAUUGAACCCACUUUCAACCUGGAGGAGAAGAUCUGCAAGAAGCACGAACGUCUCCUGGACGCGUACUGCCGCACCGACCACACCUGCAUCUGCACCGCCUGCGCCGAGGCCACGCACAAGUCCCACGACAUCGUCUCCAUCGACCACGAGUAUAAGAAGAGGAUGGGAAGUCUGGGAAAGAAGAGGUCAGAGCUGAAACAUUUGAUCAAAGAGAGAUCCAAGAAACUGGAGGAGAUCAAACAGUCCAUCAAGGUCAUCAAGACCAGCUCUCAGAGGGAGCUGGAGGAGAGCUGGCAGGUGUACGCUGAGCUGCAGCGCCUGGUGGAGCAGAGUCAGGCGGAGCUGGUGGAGCUGAUCGCCAUGAGGCAGCGCGAGGCCGAGCGUCACGCACAGGAGCUGGCCAGAGGUUUGGAGAACGAACUGAGCCAGCUGAAGAAGAGGAGCAACGAGCUGGAGGCCUGCGCACACGCUCAGGACAAAGUGGCUUUUCUUCAGAGCCUGGCAACGCUGUCACCCCCGCCCGAGCCCACUGACUGGUCCACGGUCAGCAUCAACACGGACCUCUAUCUGGGAACCAUCCGCUCCUCUGUCAGCAACCUCAUCGACAAGUGCCAGGAGGAGCUUAAAAAACUAUACGGGAAAGAGCUCCGGAAGGUCCAGAACUACUCGAGUGAGGUGAUCUUGGAUCCUGCCACUGCCCAGAGACAUCUGUCUGUGUCUGAUGACGGUCGGCAGGUGAGAUAUGAAGAGCAUAAGGCCACCCAAAACGAGGGCCCGAAGCGCUUCAGCCCAGCCCUCUUCAUCCUGGGCCGGGAGGCUCUGAGGUCCGGGCGACACUAUUGGGAGGUGGACGUGGGGCGCAAGACGGCCUGGACGCUUGGCGUUACCCGUGCUUCAGCCCGACGCAAGGGUGAGAUCAAGCUAAACCCCGAGGGAGGAUACUGGUGCCUGUGGCUGAAGAACGGGGAGGUCAAAGCUCUGGCAGCGUCCCGCCUCCCACUAAUUCUGACGUCCCAACCCAGUAAAGUGGGGAUCUUCCUGGAUUACGAAGCAGGCCAGAUUUCUUUCUACGACGUGAAGGCGCGCCUGCAUCUCUAUACUUUUACAGAUAGCUUCAAGGAGAGUCUGUAUCCAAUCUUCAGCCCCUGUCUCACACAGGAUGGGAAAAACACCUCUCCUCUCAUUAUAUCCCCUGUUAAACACAGCUGAGGCAGCCAGGUUAUCACAUCUCCUGUCUCAUUAAAUAACCAGCCAUUUUGCACCCUCUACAACACUUUCUCAUACUACUAAUACUAUUAUAUUUGCCGAAGGAAAAACUGUAUUGACUGAGCUCAUGUAUUAAAACCAAGUGAAUCACACUGGAAUCUUAUUUUCUUUGAUUAUUUUCUUAGACAAACAAGAAAGCUUUUUCAGUCCAUGUUAAAGUAAUAGUGAAAGUGAAGCUAUACUUCUUGCACUUUCACACUGUGUUGAGGCUUUAUAUUUAACUGCAGCUAUAAUGCUUUCUCGACUUUCCAUAUUAAAGCAGUGACGUUAAUAGAUGUAAAUGUUCACAUUUGCGAAAGUAUAGAUUUUUUGUACAGUAUGUGUCUGAAGAAAAAAAUAAAAUGGUUUUACGGGC
Mugil cephalus (flathead mullet) is the source of this 2220-nucleotide messenger RNA. It is a transcript of the gene btr12, whose product is annotated as bloodthirsty-related gene family, member 12. Gene Ontology annotation, molecular function: protein binding; zinc ion binding. The record is from RefSeq and is a predicted model, not a curated record. Bases 102 to 1808 code for a protein of 568 amino acids. Lineage: Eukaryota; Metazoa; Chordata; Actinopteri; Mugiliformes; Mugilidae. The transcript is spliced from 8 exons.